Messenger RNA from Pomacea canaliculata, 5163 nucleotides. RefSeq lists its product as uncharacterized. The record is from RefSeq and is a predicted model, not a curated record. NCBI's taxonomy places the organism in Eukaryota, Metazoa, Mollusca, Gastropoda, Architaenioglossa, Ampullariidae.
GCGUGCGCAACGAACCGGAUUACAGCCUGGGUGGCGACGGGUACUCGCACUACAGUUGCCCGAAUACCAACGACGAUUACGCCCAAGUUGCAGAUAGCACAGAUGGAUAUCAUCACUACUCUUUAGCUCAGAAGACGCUCGGACUGCGCACUAUCUCUUGCUGUUCGUAUUGUCGCUGAGCGAUACUCACCCUUAGGAGACUGCAAGGUACUGUGCGCAAAAGAAAAAAAAAACAAAAGCAAAAAAGUGCUGCCUGGACAAUAAAGCUAAAGCUUUCUCGCCGAGUUUAUCAAACGCCCAGCACCAGACUUGUUCUGUCGAGGCCACGCGGAGGGGAAGUACCCUGACUGUAAGCUUCGCUCCUGCUUUGAUUUAUUCCCACCGCCAGGAAUCGAUCCUACGCGCCGUUCGGCCGUCCUGCCCAAAAGGUCGGUCCUGCUGCCAGCGGCGACUGGGUUAAGCGGUGCCAUUCUGGAACUGGUGUUUUCCUAUUCAGCACACUUUUGCCCCAGCGUUGGUCUUGGAAGCUUUGCCUGCUAGACCUGCAUUAGUGUCAACAAGUCUGCGUCGGCUUCUCGAGCCCGAAAAUAUACAGCUCUAAAAGACGAUGGCGUGUUUCAUGUUGGUGUAAAGUGCUGCCGACUUGGAGUUAAAGUGUGUGGUGGAAUCCAGUUGUGUAUGGAAGAAUUUGUUCAUCCAGUGUGUGGCGAGUAAACUGUGUGGGCGAGAGUAACCACUCCCCCCGCCCUUCCCGGUGUCUUGUAGGUAGUGUCCUACAAUUCUACUGUAAGCAUUACUUAGCAGACAGGCUCCAUGGCGACCUUUGAACUUAUGCAUCGCGACAUAGUGUCGCCAAUACUCAAACAAUCGACGCAGAAUGGAUCAGAGAGUGGUCUCCCUUUAAAUUCCGUGGCUAUGGGUCACGUUUGCCCGAAGAGGGAACUUCUUUAUAUUCCAACGUCCACAGUCUUGAGAAGAAUGUGAGUUGUUUUCAGGACGAGUAUACAAUUUUAUCAGUCUGAAACGUUCAUUUCGAAGCAUGGCGAGGUGAUUCUGUCGACUCAGGCUUCCAAUUUAUAGAAUCAAGUCCCUUGGCUCAAAGUUUCUUUGAAGCAUAUGGGCAAAGUCAGACUUAAAUUGAGGAUUUCGGAGGAAAAGUGAGGCAGAAUAAUGGAACCUGAUUCUGUCCGUCACAGACUAACCUCCUGGGACGCGCCCACCAUUGUCUGCGAUAAUGGAAAAGAACUUACAGCAGGCCCAGCAACUCUUGACUGCCAAGUAGACCACAUUUACGAACCUUGCCAGAAACGCCAAAGGAAAGAACCCAAAGCCCUCCAUGUGACUAAACUGAAUAGGGUCGAUAGCUCGUCCUCACCUCGGCAAAUGCCGGUAACCAAGCAGUGGAGAUUCGAGAAAACAGAAAACGUUCCCGAUGAAGUGUUUACGUUAGACCACGAGAGAUCCCUGUUUGUAGGCCAGGAUUUCAAUCCUAUACGAAACGUGUUCCUGAAACAUCCCGCCUCACAUCCUUCCUCCCCUGCUCACCGCUCCGUCCUCGGGAGGUCAAGGCCGCAAGGCAGACGGCGGCGAUACCGGAAGCGCCGCGUACUUGACCGCGCGGACGUGCAACGCCUCCUGGAAAGAGGCAGAAUCAAGGGUAGCUACUCUCCGACCUCUUCAACCUCCGAGUCGUGCGACACGACUUUGGAGCGCCUGAAAUUCAGGCCUUAUGGUUCUGACGAAGGAACGUGUUCCAGCCCCCACCAGACGGAGUUCCGCAAAAGAUCGUCGACUUUCUCCACGACUACAGACGACACGUGGUUCGGUUCCAACGAAAGACUCGGCGAACUGUUUGGGUCGUUCGAAGAACCGUCCUAUGACGCCUCUUCAGAGUUCCAGCUCUUCAACCACGACUCGCGGCGACCGUCGUCUGACGACGCACGUGCUACGCAAACUGACGCGCCAUUCCUCCUCGUCGCGUCUCAGUGUGAGGUCACCGAGCCUGCCCCCAGACAAUUUCCGCCUGUCCUUCUGUCGGCUGUGGGUAACAGAGACUUCCGGUCAGAUCCUUUCGCACCGGACCGGAACUCGUUAGACUUUCUGCGGAUUUCCCCGCAACAUCGUGCUUGUGUAGGACUAGGUCAUGGCGACACAUCCUUAUCCAGUAACAGCUCUCACUAUCUGGAACGACCCAUGACCUUUGCUACCUUAAGUGACCAAGGCAGUGGGGCGUCCACGAGGCGCAGUCGCCUGGAAGUUUCUGGAACCAGUAGAAGUCAGUCCGAUCGGAGUACCAACUCCAGCGGGGGUCGGAGCUUUGACCCCGUGAUGGAGAACCCGUACCAAGAGAUUCCGGAGAACACGAUGGAUUACUGCUCAAAUCUGGAUAUCGCCAACGGCGGGUUAGUCACCCCCACCCGACGCCGCUCCGAGAACGAGAAGAACGCUGGGAGCAGAUUCGCCAUCCGACGGAAGGGAAAGGACAAGGAGGUCGACUACCCGGAGCACCAAACGAGCGACAAGAGACGGGUGGAUGUCGGCCUUGGAAUACCUACCUUUGGUCCUGGCUCAGUCUGGCUUCACCCGAGCAUGUUCAAAGACAUUCCCGAGGACUCUCAGAAGCAGAUUAUGAGCGAGAUCGAAAUGACGAACCUUCGCAUCGCACACCCAUCCCCGGAAGUGGAAAGCCCUGGGGAGGCAGCCACCGCGCAGGACCGACUCCUGACAGGGACUUUGUUCCGCAAUGGCAACAACGGCUCGGCUAACCACUACCAGUACAAGCACCACGCUUACGAGCUGGGUGCACCGAGACCGCGGCCGAUGACAGGGUCUGGGAUGGUCUUUCGCCGGCGGCGGAGCACGUGCUGGUGUCUGAUGGUCGUGGUUGUGGUGGUCGUCUUGCUGGCGGCUGGUAUCAGUCUGGGCGUCUUUUUUGGUGUCGUGCGCAAAGGCGGGGAGCAGGCAGCCGAAGGAUCGUUGGCGGAUCUGGACAGGACAGGAAAUGCCUCGUCGUCAUCGUCCUCGGCGCCAAAGACGAACAGCACCUGGCGGAACCUGACGCCGUUGCCGCCCAUCGUGAACAACUCACAGCCUCCGCCUCCUCCGCCUCGGAAGACCAACGCCCGUCCAACAGAGUCCGCCGUAGAAGGAAGUAGCAGCAGUACCAACGUCAAACCGGAUCCUGGGUCGUCAAGCGCAACCAUUGUGCGAGACUUCAAGACUUUCUGGCACCCUGGCGACAGUCGGGUCUUGGAAGUUUACCUUAGCAACGGCACGGUGCUGCAGGCUUCCGGCUACAAGUCCAACGACGGCACCUUCCGAGGGUUGUAUGCUUUCAGUCUCAGCGACGGCCAAGGCCGAACGACGCGCGUGCGCUUUAUGGGCAAGAACAACCUGGCUUCCGUCGUGCUCCCCGAUGGCUCGGUAGUCAGCCUAGACUGGUCCGCCAACAACGCUGACCUGGAGUGCAAGGUCUUUAAGAUUCAGCCGCACCCUCUAAGCACUACAGGGCGGCAGGCGGCGGAGGACCGGGCCACCCCAACCUCUUACCUGGCCACCCUGCAACUCGGGGUACACUCCUACGCCCUCCGCCACGUAUCACGGGAGCUUAACGAGGCGGGAUCGGGCUUGAGCGACGAUUGGCAAGGGGAUGAAGAGGCGGACGCCGCCGCUGCCGCAGACGACGAUGACGUCACGACAGACUCUUCCGCUCGCUUCUGUGCGCAGCGACUUCCGGUGAAGGUUACCAAGUGUGGCGGCCAGUACCCCUACGACGGCGCCUUCGUGCAAGGGGAGAUCACCCUCCAGUCACAGCCCUCCCUGGCCAUGGUGGCGCUGCCGUGGAAGCGGGAAGAUGACGACGACGUGUGCUACAGUGAGUUCCGCGACGCCAGCCCCAACUUCUUCAUCCCUCUUCCCGGGUACAUCCACCCGACGGCUGCCACCCGCAUUUCGGCCAACUUCUGGCGGACCGCCUCGCGCUGGUGGGCUCGCGUAUGCGACGUGGUGGACAACAUGCUGGAAGUGGAUCUGCAGCGCCAGGAAGUUUGUGCAAACAUGGCGCACAACGCGCAAGGGCAGUUUUCUCGUAACCUGUAUAGCGUAGUAUACGACAGCUGCAGCGCGCUGCUGACCUCCCUGCACCUGGCCUGUAAGCCCUCGGCGACGUCAGCCGGCGCAGCCUAGGCGCCCAGCGCCAGCACCGCGAGAGGGGACGCCAGCGGCAUUAGCAGUAACAGCGCCAGCAGCACCGGCAACAGCAACGCAGGCGGGGACGGGGGCGCUGCACGUCAGACACUGACCCUCGAUGUCCUGCAGAAAAUCCUUGCCAACGCCUCCUCCUUCCAUGACUACGCGUCUCUGCGGCAGCAAAGUGUCCACGUGAAGACCUACGCUUUCUGCCCGUCCACCCAGCCGCUGACCUCGUUCGAGAAGACCGUGUACCUGCGGACGGACCCGGCCGUUUCCAGCAGCCGCGCGCAGGCCUCCGACAUCACUGCUGCCGACAUGGUGCACGUCAACUGCCCGGGCCAGCCGGAAGUGACGUACUUCUUCUUGGGCCACGCUUACAUCGCACAGGGAGGCGGGAUGGCGGCCAGCGCCGACGAGCAAUUGCUGGACAAGGUGACGCACCGUUUGAAGGUGUGCGCGAUCUGCGCCUACGAGAAGGCGUUGAGCGUGCGCGUGCUGCGGGAUUUCAUGUCGUGCAACGACACCUGUACACGCCGCAAGGUGGCGGCCGAUAGCAGUAAUGACGUAGGUGCUGGCCGCACGGAGACCUUCACCUUCACGGAGCAGAGCAACGUGUACUGCCACGAGUUCCUGACCUCCGCAGACACUCCCAUCCCGCCCUUGGGCCAAGACUGCCGCGGCACGUGUCAGUCCAGCCUGGAGGUCAGGUUCAUGGUCACGGACACCAGCGUGGCCGGGGAGGCAGCCUUCGGCGUAGCCAGCACGGGGCUGGGGCAGGUGUACCUGGACCAGGUGCUCACCUGUCACGAGGGGUACCGAAGCACGUGUAAGAGUACAUUCGGGCAUUGAGCUCGUCGUGUUCACCUGACGCCUUGAUCCCUACAUAAUCCCCCAUACCCACAUUCUACUCUCUUCCGCACCUGCCUGUUUAAAAGUUGGCAAGUGUUGUUUCUUCUAAUGAAUGUGCGACGA